AUGCAUCUGUCGUCUCUCGGACAACAGCAGGAGGAACGCCCUGACUACACCGCUUCCUCAAGUUAAUUAACGGUUGGAAAUUAGCUUCAUCUGCGCUGGCUGGAUGGAUGCAGCAACAUCUCUCAAAAAGAAGCUGGCUCUCCUCUUGGUUGUUGCAUUAAUCUUCAUUCUUCUAUUCAAUGUGAAUUUGCCAAACAACAACAACAAAUCCAUCCCAAAACCAUCUGGGCCUGCGGGUGUUUGCUCCUUGGGAGUAUCUGAGCAGACCAUCACCCCGCUCAAAAAUACCAAGCACUUACUGGUGUCAGCAUACGUGGACCAGAGAGUGAAGGAUUUGGAUAUACGCAUCAUUGGCAUAUUUAAGAGAGACUCCAUACAGCCCCUUCACUGCGUUUUUUGCUGCACAAAUGUUUUAAGUAAAACCACUCCAGCAACAAUUUUACAACAUUCUGAUCACUUUGGUUUUCCCUUCGCCACAACGGACGUCAUGUGUCAGAUUCCUCAGAACUGCAAAGCUACACAUGUCACUCUCUUGACUACACCAGACAAAGAAAGUGCAUCUGACUCUACCUGGCUUCCUAUAAGAAACCAAAAGAGCGACAGGCAAAAGGAAGAAAACGUGAAGUUUGACUUCACAGUCUGCAUCUCUAAUCUGUUUGGCGACUACAACAAUGUGCUUCAGUUUGCAGAGACUUUGGAAAUGUACAGGUUGCUGGGUGUGAACAGAGUGGUGAUCUAUAACACCAGCUGUGGUCCAGAGCUCGACCGCCUGUUGCAGAGUUACAGCGAUGAGGGCUUUGUGGAAAUGGUUCCUUGGCCCAUUGACAAGCAUCUGAAUCCAUCUCGUGGCUGGCUUCACUCAGAGCACGGAGGAGACGUGCACUACUUUGGCCAGCUGACCACACUUAAUGAGUGCAUUUACAGAUCAAUGGAGCGUUCCCGCUACGUCCUGUUGAAUGACAUUGAUGAGAUUAUAAUGCCAUACCAGCACAAAGAUCUGAUGUCUUUGAUGAACACGCUCCAAAAUCAGAAUCCAAAUACAGGAGUAUUUCUCAUUGAGAACCACACCUAUCCCAAGAAGACUUUUAAUCAAAGUAAAUGGGGACCCCUGCCUCAAUGGAAUGGGGUGCCAGGCUUUGAUAUUAUGGUGCAUAUCUACAGAGAGGAGCCUAACAGAAAUAUUUACCAUCCACACAAGUUAAUAGUUCAGCCAAGAGCAGUGCAGCAGACCUCAGUGCAUGAUGUGCUUAUGAUGUCUGCAACAAAGUUCAAGGUUCCACCAGACGUCUGUCGGAUCAUUCACUCGCCAAUCAGGACUCCGACCGAUCCACCACUUGAUCGGCUUCAUGUGGACACCCGACUGUGGGACUUUAAAGACAAACUGCUCCCCAAUGUGAUCAAGGUGCUGCAGAGAGCAGAACUGCUGAGAUCAGAAACGCAAAACUGAUAGAUGAUGGACAGAAACACAAAUAUUGAAGUUUUAGGAGAAAAAAGCUGGUCAACAAAAUACAGGCUGACCUACAGGGGUGGCAUGUGCCAGCCUGAAAUAAUGUCUUUCCAUCCCAAGUCCACUCUAUUUUUGCUUAUCACAAUGCUGCAUAUUAAAAUUAGCCAGCAUUAACACUCUGAGUCUGGCUACAAGUAACAUUAAAUAUAAAUUCUAAAACUGAAUAUAUUGCAUAGCAUUACCUCCCUGCAUCACUAAAAAAAAAUGUUUCAGCCCAUAAAGCAAACGGUUUUAUUUCUUGUUGUCAGUAGCGACCAAUGCUUAUGAUUGUGCCAGAGCACACAAUCAUAAGCAUUUCAACACAUUGGCUAUUUUCCGAUUUCAACACAGGUGGUUGAUUGCUCGACUCUAGAACUGGAAUGAAGGCGAGUGUUAUUAACCCUCUGGGUUGACGGACAGCCACACCUUCAAAUCACAUGACCAAUUUAAGCUGACAUAGCUACAAGCUGCAGUUACGCAUCUUCUAGCAUCAGGGUCUCUAUUUCGGCUUGUGUUGAAAGUCCAGACUUCAAACUAUAUGUCAGUUUUUAUAUUUUAUUGAUAAGCCACAAUGACCGGAGUUAUGAUAAGAAAAAAAAUUUAUUUAAUUUUUUAAAAAAAGACGCGAUGGAUGGAUGGAUGGAAAAAAGAAUACUAUCGUCACGUUUUGUGUGAAAAGAAACAGUAAAAAUGGCAUUUGGACAGCGCAAAUAAGGGAAAAAAUGCCCUUUCCUAUUGGUGGAAUAGUGUAUCAUGUCCACCGAUAAAAAUGAUAUGACAACACGUGGGAUUUGGUGAUUUAGGAACAGGGAAAAUUUGGGGGAGUGGUGUGGCUAAAGAGAGAGCGAUAUCGACUAGUUUUAGUUUCUAGUUUUUAGUAUUCGUGGUGGUUGCGAUUUUAGGUAAAUGGUUGUAUUAACUUAAUUGCUUCCAAAGUUUGUACACAGGUUUUUAAAAUUUACAAUUUAUAUUUGCAUUUCAGGUUAUGAAAAUAAUUCACUAAACGUGUUUGUGGUUUUUACAGUAAACUUU
This is a messenger RNA of Pundamilia nyererei, 2518 nucleotides long. RefSeq lists its product as uncharacterized. Bases 104 to 1447 code for a protein of 447 amino acids. NCBI's taxonomy places the organism in Eukaryota, Metazoa, Chordata, Actinopteri, Cichliformes, Cichlidae. Gene Ontology annotation, molecular function: glycosyltransferase activity. Gene Ontology annotation, cellular component: cytoplasm. The transcript is spliced from 5 exons. The record is from RefSeq and is a predicted model, not a curated record.